AUGGCCCAAGCCAUCGAUGAGCAGCAACUUAACCUGCUAGCUCAAGCCGAGCAGAUUGCUCUUGAAUUCGACCUUAGUCCUGAGCAUGUCAGGCGAGUGACGAGGCAUUUUGUCCGCCAGAUGAAGGAUGGCCUUGCGAAUGAUCGUGCCUGGCAGUUACCCGCCUACGUGAGAAGCAUACCCACCGGCAAGGAGAAGGGCCAGUUCCUCGCCGUUGAUCUCGGCGGCAGCAAUUGCAGGAUAUGCCUUGUCGACCUGCACGGCGAUUCUACCUUUACCAUGACCCAAAGCAAGCACAGCGUCCCGCCGGGUGUCAUGGUCAACCGCAGCUAUCGCCCUCUCUUUGAGUUUCUUGCGCACAGGAUCGCGGAUUUCCUCCAUGCGCAUCUAGAUCCUGGCCAUCGGAGCACUGAAGAUGCCGGCCAGCAGCAGCCUUACAGGCUGGGUUUCACGUUCAGCUUCACCUGCGAGCAGACAUCUCUCGCAGGUGGACGUCUCAUGCAGUGGGACAAAGGCUGGGACAUCCCCGAUGCUGUUGGUCGAGAUCCCUGCAUCAUGUUACAAGAGGCCAUCGAUAAGCUGGGGCUGCCGGUCAUGGUAACCGUCCUCGCGAACGACAGUGUCGGCACGCUCCUGACAAGAGCAUACUGCUCAGGCCAGAAGUCCUCGACCCUCGGGGCAGUCAUUUUUGGGACCGGGACGAAUGCCGCAUACGUUGAGAAGUUGGCUAAUGUGCGACGACUACGUGUCAAGGCGAGAGCGGACGACGACAUCAUGGUGAUCAACACGGAAUGGGGCUGUCUCGAUGACAAGAUGGAAGUCUUGCCGCGGACAUCAAUCGAUGAAGUGCUCGAUGCAGCAUCGGUCAAUCCCGGUUCGCAGAUGUUGGAGAAGAGGGUCUCGGGGCUGUACCUUGGGGAGCUGCUCCGGAUGGCGGUUGUACAACUGCUGCAGGCAGACGUUUUUGACAUGAAGGUCGACCAGAACUCCAGGGUCUUCCAGCGAGGCGGUAUCGAUAGCUCCUUUCUGUCCGAGCUGGCCAUGCUGGACCCUGAAGAUAUCAACAGCGCCAUCAAGUUCAUCCAAGACACAUUAUCGGCGGAAAACGUCAGCAAAGUCGACGUUCAGGCCACGACACUGCUGGCCAGGUCCAUUGCCCGACGAGCAGCACGUCUAGCAGGCGCAUCACUAGCAGCCAUCAUCAUCCAAAGCCGGCGACUCGAUAUGUCCUAUAAGUGCCUGGAACAGACCACCUCCAAUGCGUCCACCGGCAGUAUCGAACGCUUCCAGCACCUUGUGACUCUUCUCUGGCGCCGAAUUUUGGUCUUUAUUGGAAUGAGCUCGUCAGCCAGUAAACCCUCGGCCCAGAUGCCACCGAAAGAGUCACCCGAGACGGGUCUGGUCGACGACAUCAUCGACAUCGGAGCGGACGGCUCACUGAUCGAAUUCUACCCGGCGUUCGAAACUGAGAUGCGUGGCGCAAUGCGGGAUGUACCGGAAAUCGGGCAGGCUGGUGAGCGAAGAAUCCGGAUAGGUCUUGCAAAGGAUGGGUCUGGUGUGGGUGCUGCCCUGAUGGCACAGGCAGCAAGACAAAGCGAAUUAAAAAAGUCGCCAGAAUAA
Messenger RNA from Aspergillus thermomutatus, 1620 nucleotides. RefSeq names its product putative glucokinase. The coding region runs from base 1 to 1620 and encodes 539 amino acids. Gene Ontology annotation, molecular function: mannokinase activity; fructokinase activity; D-glucose binding. Gene Ontology annotation, cellular component: mitochondrion; cytosol. The record is from RefSeq and is a predicted model, not a curated record. The transcript is spliced from 2 exons. NCBI's taxonomy places the organism in Eukaryota, Fungi, Ascomycota, Eurotiomycetes, Eurotiales, Aspergillaceae. Gene Ontology annotation, biological process: glucose 6-phosphate metabolic process; glycolytic process; intracellular glucose homeostasis.